This is a messenger RNA of Colletotrichum higginsianum IMI 349063, 1818 nucleotides long. Its product is annotated as Subtilase. Lineage: Eukaryota; Fungi; Ascomycota; Sordariomycetes; Glomerellales; Glomerellaceae. The coding region runs from base 1 to 1818 and encodes 605 amino acids. The record is from RefSeq and is a predicted model, not a curated record. The transcript is spliced from 3 exons. Gene Ontology annotation, molecular function: metallopeptidase activity.
AUGCGCAUCGCACUCGUCCUGCAAUGGCUCACGGCGAUCAGCAGUUGCCAUGUCAUCACCGACAGAACUUCCCACAGUCCCGUUGAGGUAGACAAGCGAACGUUGAAUUCUGUCCAGAUAGCAGGUGGCAGAGGAAACUGGGCAUGCGGAGCCGAGGAACUCAAUAAGCUGCAGGACUUCAUCGACAAUGCACAGCAGCUGGCUCGGAACGCGGCGAACGCCCUGGGCGUGGGGGGUUCUGAGAAUUCAGCCGCGUAUCUGAAAUGGUUUGGACAAGCUAAUGCAAACGCCCGGACACGAAUCGCAAUCAAGACAAACAACUACGAGUCGGUAAUCACCGACCUACGAUUCCCCGAUGGCACAUUCAUAUUCAGCAGGCAGAAGCUGGAUCCUAAGGGGCUGUCGUUUGUCUGCUGGCCGCAGUCCGACCGGCACUGCCAGAUGGGAUACAUCGCCGGCGUAAUGCCCGCCGGCUACCACCCGGGAUUCAAUACCGUUUUUAAGGGGCCUAUUCUGGCCAUGUGUCCGCGGUUCUUCAAUCUCCCCUCGCAAGAUGAGGUAGUCAAGGCUCUGACUCAGGAGUCGCCGACACUGAUGCUGACGGCAGGGCUUACCCUCCUUCACGAGAUGCAACACGUCAAUCUGACGACGGGGGAUGAGAGACUAUGCGAUGAUCAGAUCGAAAUGAGUAAAACUCACGGCCAGGGCUUCGGAUGUUACGACAUCAAGUGUACAACGUCAAUCCCCGACGAGGCCAAAAUCAAGAACGCUCAAAACUAUGCUUUCUUCGCCCUCGAUGUCACUGCUUUCCCCCACCGGGGCAAACAGACCGAUGAGGGUAAGUCUUGCGUUGUCGGAGGCUUGGGGAAGAGAGUGCUCGUUGAGGCGCCUGGGAAUCAUAAGCGGGCUCGUCGAAGCGUCGAUGGCAUGUUCAGAUUCAACAACGAUACGAUGAAACCUAGCAGCUGGGUUUCAUCCACGCUGCGGUCUUCGUCAUUGGCCCGAUCCUCCUCCUCCCAGCAACAAUCUUCCUCGAUGCUUCCCUCUUCCACGCUUCACCCAGCUCCUCGCCCAUCGUCGACUCAGACCCCGGCACCGACGGCAACUCCAGAGGUAGUCCACGUGAGCGAUGGCGAGACAGUAACCGCCGUCGUAGGAGCCGUCGUCGUUGCCGGGGUUGGAGGCGGUCUUGUUCUCGUUCCGUCCGGAGCCCUCCUCCCCAUCCCCGCCGGAUCCACAGCCGUUGUCAGCGCCAGCACAGCCGCCAACGGAGCCCAAGAAUACGAGUUGGAAGAGCAGAAAGACGACAACAACGUUCCUACUCCCUCUGCUUCACUGAGCCGCCCGGCCUCCGAGACUCCUACGUCCUCGGCUGAUCUCUGCUCCCUCGCUCCGGGCUCGACUCUCGGGCCGGAGCCGGCCACGCCCGACGCCCCGGGCUUCACGUUCAGGGAUUUCCUCUUGCUGCCUGGGCCCGAACCGACCGCUUUCUCGACAAUGUCGGAGCCACCCACCACAGCGAACACAACGACAUCGGCCCUGCCUGCUUCGACGACGCACGGCAGCGGGGUCGUAGUGUCCAGCAUAACGAGACCCGAUACCUCUGCAACAGUGGCUCCUGUUGCUUGUUACAACUUCGACGUCAACACGUACGGCUAUUGCUGUCCUGGGCCGGGUAACCCCUGCGAGAACGAUAGAGGUGAUUGUUACUUUGAUGGGGAGAGCGUUUCUGGUGGGUCUACUGGUGUCGUGCCGGAUGGCGCGCGAUGCCCGCCUCCUCCCGGUGCUCAGCUUUGUAGAGGUCCAUGCGAGCAAUAG